AUGGCCAAGUCUUCGCAGUCCCGCUCCUGGCGGCGCGGCGCGCCCGAGCCGCGCGCGAACCUUCAAGUGUGCGGGCUGCGAGCGCGCGGCGAGGCGACGGAGGCGGCGCCGGCGCCAAUCCUCCCGCGGCCCUGGCGGGGGUGGGGCCGGCUCCGGCCAAUCGGAAUCCGGGAAGGGGGCGGGACUUCCCUUUCAAACUUCUUAACACCCUUCCUCUCCCUGCUGGAAGAAAAGUUUAGAACUUCAGCCGCGGGACUGGCGGAGGAAGAACACACAGCUUUCAACUUCCCUGCCGUCGGCCGGUGUUUUACUACACAAAUCCCAGUGCCUGGAAACAACCACACGCAUCUAAACUCCGGAAACAUACCACAGCCUCUAAGGAAUAAGGUCUUCUGUGGAAGCAUGCACCGGAAAAUAUCCACCCGCUGGCAAAGAGAUGGAUGGGCACAGGCGUCAAGUGGGAAACAGCAGGAGGACGCUGGCUGGAUUCUCUAUGGGCUGGGAGUUGGAACUUCAAAAAGAAUUCACCAUCUUCUGGCAACAGAAGAUGUAGAAGCCAGGACCUGGAGGACAUGUUUGAUGUUUUCCCCUCAUUCUUUCUUCGUGGACGCAAAGUACAGCGAGUUUACAGUGGCGAUGAUAUUUCAGACUCUGAAAAAAAGCUUUAAGGAACCCAUCGCAACGGACAACAGUAGAGUUACUCAUUCAACUUCGCGGGAACAAAUCCACAUGAAAUGGAGAAUGGAAGAGAUUAGCUAAAUAAUUCAGUCCCGUCUUCAAUCUAGCAUGCAGGUGCACACGCACACACGCACACACACACACACACACACAUGGAUUAUUUCACCCACAUUGAUUCAGAGUGUGGUUUUAAUUCUUGCCCCUUUCAAUCGGGUUAGAACCUUUCCAGUCUUCAAAGUUCUUCUCAAUCCUUUGUCAUUUUAUACUCAGUGCCCAGCACAGUUCCCGGCUCAUAGUAGGCACUCGGUAAGUUUCUGAUCAAUGACAUACCGCCUGAUCUGGAAUAUACUCUUACCGACACGGCCUCCAAUGAACCACACGUCUCUGAAUCCAUGUGGAGCCCUCUCCACACUGACUCUGGGCUUAAUUUGCUUGCCUGGAGAGAUUUUAGUAAAUGUGAUACAAACAGGCACGUGAAUGGCACAUUGGAACAUCACACUUAUGAAGAAGCCUGGGCCAGCCUGCAGGGGACGCGUGGCCAAGUCAACAGCCAGCUUCACUACUGCCAGUCAUGUGAGUAAGGCUGUUUUAGACCCUCCGGUCCCUAUCAAGCUGCCAGAUGACUGCAACCAGACAAAAUCAGCAGAACAGCCCAGUUGAGCUCAGUUCAAGUGCUGACCCAUAAAAUCAUGAGAAAAUAUAUUGUAGUUUUAAGCCCGUGAAUUUUGGGUUGGCAUGUCAUACAAAGACAAUUGAGACGGUACUUUUUUUAAAAAGUGCAUAGAUAGAUACCUUUAGACCAGAAAUGACAAAUAUGUAACAUCUCAUCUAACACAUUUAAUGGAUUGGUACUGUCUUCCUGGAGGGCCAUGUGGAGGGGAACUUGAAGUCCCAGUUACCAGAAGAGAAAGCCAUGAUUAGUAAUGGGUGCAAAGAACGCGGAUGGGAAUAGUGGCAAUAUGCGUGCCUUAUUUUUGCCAUCUUUGUUCCCUUUUAUCAAUCAGGGGCCAGCGAACAAGGAAAGAAUUAUCAAAGUGAAAUGCUAAGUGGGCCAUUUGGUAAGGAGAUUUUCCACUGAGUUAGGGCACAGCUCCCAGGGACAGUGAUCAUGAAGGUAGAACUCCUUGAGUGAACUCAAGCAGACGUUAUUUAUGUCACUGGAGAACACAAUUCCAUGACUGCAGAAACCCACAAUUUGGAGCUCUGGUUGAUUUCCCAGGUUUGCUAGGGGGCAGUGUCCAAGUGGCUUUACUCUGCCCACAGAUCUGGUCAUCAGCUUCAUAGGUACCGAAACUCGGUGUUUUCGGUGCAUCCAGAGGUGGUCGGGCUCUUGGGAACAGCCCUACAAGAAUCACCUUCAUGCGAUUCCGUCAGCAAAAUAAAAUGCAAGGACUUUCCAAAGAUACAACAACUCUUAUUGGCUCCCCAGACUCAGUCAUCAGAAAGGCUCCGUCCCACAAAGAAGAUGGAAUGAGAAGAAAGGAAGCGGGAAGGUUCAGAGGGAAUAUUUCACACGAGUCAGUAAAGGCGGAUAAAAUAUCUCUGUCUGACGAGAGUACCCUCUCUGUAGCAGUGGGAAACCAUGAACCUCAGGUCCAGUGUCUCUCUCCCUUGAGAAUAAUUGGAAGCACACUGACCAGUUGUAGACAUUGACUUAUCUUCUGACAUCUCUGCAGACCCCAUUCCUUCUGGAAGAUAUGCUUCUUCGGACACAUUAACAUAAUUGAGUAAGCCAUUGCCAUUUUUUUUGCUUCAGCAGCACCAUCUGAAGAUCCCACCUUCUUUAGAGUUUGCCUGCCCAAGCUCCUGACUAUCCACUAUCACCUUGAUUUAUAAGGCAUCUUUCCCCUUCCAAGAUUUGUACAUAACGCAUGGAUUUUGUCCCAUCUACCCAUCCAUCCGUCCAUGCAUCAUUUCAUCUACUUAUUCUAUAAAGCACAUGCACUCAGUUGGUCUGGGGGGCCACAAAGAGGAAUAAACAUGGACCCUGCCUUUGAGGAGCCUCAAAGGUGAGAAAGGAGAUGGGAGUCGAGGUGAAGACUCAUCCUAGAGAAGCCCAGGAAAGACAAGAGGAUACUGUAACUAAGACUGAGCAGCGGUGAUAGGGAAGAAGGGGCAGAUACCAGUGUUACGGAGAGAAAAUGAACAGUGAUUGCCCAGUGGGCAGGCAGUGAGAAAGAGGGAAGAGACCAGAGCAAUAAAAAUGGUUGUAAACCACUAAGUAUUCAUUAGUAUCAUCAUUAUGAUCAUUAAUAGCUGGCAUUUAUUGAGAACUUUCACCAUGCCAGGGACUAUUCUGAGCCCUUUAUAUGCACAAAUUUACGUAAUCCUCAACCAAGUGAGGUAGUUACCAUCAUUAUGUCCAGAUUUCAGAUGAGGAACUAUAGGAGGAAGAUCCACAGAACAGUUCUAGAAAUGUGUCAUUUGGCAUGCCUGGGACCGUCCCAAUGGCGAGCUCCAGCAGGGAGUGUAAUGGCGGGAGGCCAAUGAGAGCAUCUGUGCUAGAAACAUCAACUGAGACACCAUCUGCACCUACACGUGGUGGUAGGAGCCACAGGUCUGGUAUGGCAGGUUGAGGACAGGGACAAGGUCAGGACCCAGGAGAAGACCCAAGGCUUCCAUACCUUGAGUAUGGAAAUGAAUGAUUAAACAGUUAGGCUAUCUCUCUACCUUGGUGCUGCCCGUGGAGGUGGCAGCCAUGUCUUACUGGGCAUCAUGUCUGCCCUCAGAUCUCUGGUGAAUCCCAAGAUCAGUAAAAACAGAACCGGGAAGCUCACCCAGCACCGGUCAGACCAAUAUGUCCAAGUUGAGGGCAAACGGCACAAAUCAGAGGGCCCAGCCCGAUCUUGAUGUCCAACACUGGUUACGGGAGCAGUAAGAAAACCAAGCACGGGCUGGCCGUUGGCUUCUGGAAGUUUCUAGUCCACAACGUCAAGGAGCUCGAAGUGCUGGAGGUGUGCUACAAAUCUCACCAUGCACAGAUUGUUCACGAUGUCUCCUCCAAGGAGCCAUGAGCAGUCCAGCCGGCCUCCGGAGUCACCAGUCCCAAUGCCAGGCUGCGCAGCAAAGGAGACGAAUAGAGAGACAGCUCAUGCACCCACUGCAUUUGUGUUAAUAAAACCACAACACCCCAAAACUUUUUUUUUUAAAGUUAGGAUACGCACCAGAACAGGAGGUGUCAAAGCAGCAGGGCGAGCCAAAAGUUUCAAAAAGGAGGCAAUGUUCCAGCGGCUUCAAUCCCACCCGAGAGAGAGCACACAAACGUGUAUGAGAAGCAGCCACUGAAUUAGACAUUCAGGCAGUUUGACAGCUAGUGACGUCGAGAAGCACAGUUUUAGAGGCAUACACACCGUCUCCCAACACGCCUGGAUCAGUGGUUCUCAGAUGCUGGUGCAGAAGACUUUCCUGGCAGUUUAUUAAAAUUCAGAUUCCUGGUGGCAGUUUAUUAAAAUUCAGAUUCCUGGGA
Molecule: messenger RNA, 4144 nt
Organism: Felis catus (domestic cat)
Lineage: Eukaryota; Metazoa; Chordata; Mammalia; Carnivora; Felidae
Exons: 6
Coding region: 1-759 (252 amino acids)
Source: RefSeq, a predicted model, not a curated record